Molecule: messenger RNA, 1086 nt
Organism: Cordyceps fumosorosea ARSEF 2679
Lineage: Eukaryota; Fungi; Ascomycota; Sordariomycetes; Hypocreales; Cordycipitaceae
Exons: 1
Coding region: 1-1086 (361 amino acids)
Source: RefSeq, a predicted model, not a curated record
AUGGAAACUGGGUUUGUGAACUCGACAAUACUGGAGCGCAAUUCAUUUCUGGUUCAUCCGUUUGUCCCCGAGCCCGGCGCACAGAACCAGUGCACCUUCCCGCCACACUUUCGCCUACCUCAGUUCAGUGAAGUGUCCUCGCUUAUACUGAGUCGCAUGAAAGGCAAUAGCACCGAGCCCCAAACUACUCUCGGACAAUUAAGCACCAGCAAAGCAGACGAUGCCUCAGCCGAUGAACUCACAUUGUUUCUGCCGGGAGACUUUUCGAACAGCGCAGCGACAGGAGUGAAAUACGUGUAUGACAACGACGAUAGCUUCGAGACGGUAGGUAUAGACUUUUCGCAAGAGUCUAUACCAUUUCGAGCGCCGUAUGAGCCAAUAGAUGAAAACGACACUCCUGCGGAGGCUCCGGAGGUCAGCAGAGAAGAAGCCAUCGAGGCGCAAAGGAAAUCAUGGUUGGACGCACUACCAGAGGGCGUGCAGCCGGCCAAGCCAGAAUUGGUCGGAUUUCCUGCCGGUACGGAAGCAUCUGCGUCCGCAUUGACAACCUACUUCUCCAACAAACCCAAGACCGACCUCCUCAACAUCCUCUCCUUUUGCGACCAGCUCGAGCCCCAGCUGCUGGUCGACGUCUUUGUGUCCGUCGCGAAGCGACAUCCAGGCCUACCGAUCUUUGACAGCCCCGAUUGGGAGAAAAAAGUCCGCGAGCAAGAGGCCGCCAAUGCGGCGGCCCUCGACGUGGCGCAGGCUAGAGCCAGGGCGCACCAACGGCCGCGACACGGGCACACACUGCUGAACCCGCGCAUGAGGCAAAGACGAAAAGGCGUGAGAAAGGUUGUUAUUAAGUUCACCACCACAGCCACCACGGAGUCCGCCGGAAAGACGGUGGUGGUACAGGAGGAGGAGACUGAAGACGAGGAGGUGCUGCCGCCUACUUGGCCCAGGGCGGGAGAGGGCCUGUACGCCACUUUACCGCCAGAAGACAAGGACACACUAUAUCUGGCCGACGAGGGCGAUGAUGAAGCGUUCAGUCACUUUUUGGUUGACGGGCUGGGCAAUCUAACAGCACUUGCAGCCUGCGGGUGA